AUGGCUCCGAGUAUGCUCUCCACGCUUGCCGCCCUCGCCGCAAGCGUCGCGCCGACCGUCUCGCGGCGGCUGUGUCCACGCCUUCCUGCGGCUGUGCGCUGCUGCGCGCCUAAUCCCGCGCCUCUGCUCGAUCGCUCCUUCGUCGCGGACCUGCAUGAGUCGACGCUGCCUUCGCUCGUGCUGAUCCGGCCGAGCGGCGUCCGCAACGCGACCACUCAGGGCUCCGGCUUUGUGGUUGGCGUCGGCGAGCGCCGCUUCAUCCUCACCUCGGCGCACGUGUGCAAGGGCGGCUGGCGGCUCGAGGUUGCGCUGGCUUCGGACGGGUUCGACGCGACCUAUCCGACGGAGGUCGUCGGUCGCGCGCGCCGAGGAAUCGACAUCGCCCUCCUCGCGCUCCCUGACGCUGCCGCCUCUCUCCGCCCGCUGCCGCUGCGAGAUUCGGCCGUGGUGCGGAUCGGCGAGCUCCUCGUCGCCCUCGGACACCCCUCCGGGCUGCGAGGCGCCGCGACCCUCGGCAUCCUCUCCGCCCGAGACAAGGGCACCGCCUCGGACUUUCUUGUCACCGACGCAGCGCUGGCGGGAGGCAUGUCGGGCGGCCCUCUGCUGACCGCAGACGGCCGCGUCGUCGGCGUCAAUACGCUGGCGACGGAGGCGAUGCUGGGCGCGCACACAAAGGGGCGCGGCGUCGUCCGCUCUUGGUCCGCCGCGAAGGAGCCAGGCUGGGCGGAGGAGGCGGAGGAGAUGAUGGCGGCGCUGGCCGCGGCGGACCUGCUGGUGGAGGUGGAGGCGAUCUUCGGAGGGGACGGGUGA
Molecule: messenger RNA, 810 nt
Organism: Emiliania huxleyi CCMP1516
Lineage: Eukaryota; Haptophyta; Isochrysidales; Noelaerhabdaceae
Exons: 2
Coding region: 1-810 (269 amino acids)
Biological process (GO): proteolysis
Molecular function (GO): serine-type endopeptidase activity
Source: RefSeq, a predicted model, not a curated record